Daktulosphaira vitifoliae (grape phylloxera) is the source of this 1845-nucleotide messenger RNA. RefSeq names its product dnaJ homolog subfamily C member 1. The coding region runs from base 347 to 1735 and encodes 462 amino acids. Lineage: Eukaryota; Metazoa; Arthropoda; Insecta; Hemiptera; Phylloxeridae. The record is from RefSeq and is a predicted model, not a curated record. The transcript is spliced from 8 exons. Gene Ontology annotation, cellular component: endomembrane system.
UACAUAUGAUCUAUGCAAAUGUAGUUUGUGAGUACUUUUAACAGACAAUAUUGCCGAAUUGCCGAUAUAUUUUACAACGUCUACGAUUGGUUUACUGAUCAUUCUUUCGUGAUUAAAAGUGGUGACAGUGGCAGUUCUACAGCUGUGUCAACGGAUAUCAGUCUUUGCUAGGCAAAACGUGAAGUAGUUGGCUCAUGUUUACCGCCACGUUCGCGGCCGCUCUGUCCAACAGCGGAAAAUUAUACGUGUUCGUUUUUAGCUGAUUCGUUAAACUCAUGUAAUUUAAAUAAUUUUUUCUCUUCUUCAACUUCAUUUUUAAGGAUUUUGAAAAUAAACGAUUUAGUUAAUGACGAUGAACUCAAAAAUGUUAGCAGUAAUUUGUAUCCUAUUAGCAAAUAUAACACCGUCCAUUUUAGGAUGGGAAACUAAACAACUUGAAGUUUUUGAUACAGUUGAAGAAUUGAACAAUAUCAAUUUUUAUAAAUACCUAGAUGUUCCUGAAGAUGCCAAUCUAACCACAAUUAGACAGUCUUUCAAAAAAAUGUCACUAUUACUACAUCCGGAUAGAAAUAAGUCACCUGAUGCUGAUGAAAGAUUUCGAGAAUUAGUUGCUAUCCAUGAAGUAUUAAAAGAUCCAGAAAAGCGAGAAUAUUAUGAUGAAGUAUUAAAAACUGGUUUACCAAAUUGGAGACAUGCACUCUAUUAUUACAGAAGAGUUCGUAAAUUGGGAUUAUUAGAGAUGUUUGUGAUACUGUUUUCUAUCAUAAGUGUAGGACAAUAUUUAGUAGCUUGGGGUUCUUAUGUUGAAAAUAAACUUACAGUAGAGAAUCUUUUAAGUUCAAAAGUAAAAAAACUGCGAAAACAAAAAAAAUAUAGAGGGGAUUCAACUUUACCUCCUGAAUUUGAUAUUAAUAUUCCAAAACCUAGUGUAAAAAAUACAUUGCCAUUCCAAAUUCCAUACUGGCUGUGGCUUUUGAUAAUAAAUUUACCAUGGUUGACGACAUCCACAAUUUCAUUUUUAAUUACCAAAUUCAAAGAACGUAAUACCAAAGAAAAAACUGAAGAAUUUGAUAAACCAGAACCCAUUAUUCGAGAACGUGUAAGGCGUCGCAAAACUCCUUACAAAUUGCCAGAAAUUAAUAGCCAACAAAACAAUGCUACAAUUGAAACUCAUGAUAAAUCUAGUUCUGAUCAAAAUGAAAUACCAGCUGUUGUAGGUGGUUUAUGGACAGAUGAAGAUUUAUAUGAAUUGUCACAACUUGUUAAUAAAUACCCAUCAGGUACCUCUGACAGGUGGCAAAAAGUUGCUAAAGCAAUGAAUCGACCUGUCCCUGAAGUCGCUUAUAUGGCAAACAAAAUGAAACAAAAUAAUUACAAAGUUCCCACUUCUGGUGAAAUGAUAGGAUCACCAAAUGUUGAAGAAUUUAAAAAGAAAAAAACUAGAGCAGUUAAUAAUAAUGAAUCAACAGACAGUGCAUGGAAUCAAAUACAACAAAAAUCAUUAGAGAGUGCUCUUACUAAGUAUCCAAAAGGAUCUACUGAAAAUCGAUGGGAAAAAAUUGCUAAAUGUGUUCCUGAUAAAACUAAAAUUAUUUAUGAGUUAUUAUGUCAUUAUACUCAUUUGAUUUUUGAAGAAUGUAUGGCACGUUAUAAAGAAAUAGUUGAAAUGGUUAAAAAGAAAAAAGAUUUGACGGAUGAACCUUUGGAAAAUGAUGAUAUAGUCAAUACAGAAUAAUAAAUAUCCAGAUUCAUGUAAUAUUCUUGUGUUUGUAUACAUUCUUUUUUAAGUCUGAUUUGGUUGUGAUUAUUUUAGCAUGAUUUAUUACUUACAGUAUGCAAUAUCAG